AUGGCAAUUAGAAUCCAAGUUAUCUUAAUCGCCUCAUCGCUCCUUCUAACGUUCGUGUAUGGUCAUGGCCCAGCCCAGCCCGUUGAGACGACGGUGGUGAUCGAAGGCAUGAUCUACUGCCAAAGUUGUGAUACCUACGGUUCAUGGUCAUUAUCAGGAGCUAAGCCAAUUGCAUCAGCAAAAGUGAGUGUCAUAUGCAAAGACCACAAGAAAAGAGUAAACUUUUACAAGGCAUUUGAAGCAAAUACAUAUGGUUAUUUCUAUGCAGAGUUACAAGGUUUCAAAAUGGGACAUUCUUAUCUUGACCAUCCACUUCAUUCUUGUCGUGUGAAAUUGGUGUCUUCUCCUCAAGAAAAUUGCAAUGUUUUUAGUAACAUUAAUUAUGGACUCAAUGGUGCACCAUUAAGAUUUGAUGACAAAGUAAUUGAUCGAAGUGAUUACAAGGCUGUAAUUUAUACUGUUAGUCCGUUGGCUUUUCGACCAACUUACUGCCCUCCUAAAUAA
Molecule: messenger RNA, 504 nt
Organism: Lycium ferocissimum
Lineage: Eukaryota; Viridiplantae; Streptophyta; Magnoliopsida; Solanales; Solanaceae
Product: non-classical arabinogalactan protein 30-like
Exons: 1
Coding region: 1-504 (167 amino acids)
Source: RefSeq, a predicted model, not a curated record